CUGUGACCGGGAUUAAGAGGCGAUGGAGACAAGAAACACCCUUAGACUUGGGUAUAUAUGGGCCAGGCAGGCAGCCUGGAACACACUGUCCACCAUCGACCUCGGAUUCCCUCCCACCAGUUCAAGCUCAGCCACAUCCUCAUGCCUUCCUCAUCUCGCAUCUCUUCUUCUGGGGCUGCAGGCAGCAGGCAUGGAAGCCGCUGUAGUCUGGGGGGCAGCUCUGCCUGGGGCCUGCAAGGGGGAGCCAGCAGCUAUGGCCUGGGUGUGAGGUCCAGUGCUGGCUUUGGAGGGGGCAUUGGAGGAAGCAGCUUAGGAGGAGCCUCGGGCUGCGGAGCUGGCUCUGGUGGGGGCUCCGGAUUUGGUGGCGGUGCUGGAGGAGACUUCUAUAGCUACGGUGGUGGCAUGGCGGGUGGUGUUGGCCAUGGGGGGCUUCUCUCUGGAGGUGAAAAGCAAACCAUGCAGAACCUCAAUGACCGCCUGGCCAACUACCUGAACGAGGUCAGAGCCCUGGAGGAGGCCAACACCGAUCUGGAGAGCAAAAUCAAGCAGUGGUAUGACAAGUUUGGACCUGGGUCCAGAGACGGCGAAUCUGGAAGAGAUUAUAGCAGAUACUAUCCAGUGAUUGAGGAGCUCAGGAGCCAGAUUGUCAACGCCACUGCUGAAAAUGCUGCGAGGAUUCUGCAGGUUGACAAUGCCAAACUGGCUGCUGAUGACUUCAGACUGAAGCACGAGAACGAGCUGUUUGUCCGACAGAGCGUGGAGGCCGACAUCACCGGACUUCGCCAAGUCCUGGACGAACUGACCUUGGGCCGCUCGGACCUGGAGAUGCAGGUGGAGAGUCUCACUGAGGAGCUGGCCUUCCUCAGGAAGAACCACGAGGAGGAAAUGAGGAACAUCUCAGCCAGCUCUGGAGGAGACGUGAAUGUAGAAAUGAAGGCUGCCCCGGGAACCGACCUGACGGCUUUGCUGAAUGACAUGCGGGCACGAUACGAGGAGCUGGCUGAGCAGAACCGGCGCGACGCAGAGGAGCGGUUCAACAAGCAGAGCGCGUCCCUACAAGCACAGAUCUCCACAGAUGCUGGAGCGGCCAGUUCCGCCAGGAAUGAGAUAACUGAACUCAAACGUACACUGCAAGCCCUGGAUAUUGAGCUUCAGUCCCAGCUGGCCAUGAAAAGUUCACUGGAAGGAACGCUGGCCGACACGGAGGCUGGCUAUGUGGCUCAGCUGUCAGCCGUUCAGAGGCAGAUCGGCGGCCUGGAGGAACGGCUUUGCCAGAUCCGGGUGGAGACGGAAAGCCAGAACACAGAGUAUGAGUGCCUGCUGGACACCAAGACGCGCCUGGAGAUGGAAAUCGAGACCUACCGCCGCCUGCUUGAUGGAGAGACACGUUCCAUCGCGACAAAGCCCCAGUGUGGCUGGAUUCUACCAACUUUGCAAAUUGCAAAAAGAAACACAAUUUUUUUUCCUCUCUCUGACUAUAGAAACCUAGGAUCCAGGAACUCAAGCUCUGAAAAUUCUGGCCAAGGAAGAGAUCCCAACAAGACGAGAGUGACCAAGACCAUCAUAGAGGAGGUGGUGGAUGGCAAAGUCGUCUCAUCCCAAGUGAGCAGUAUUUCCGAGGUGAAGAUCAAAUGAGCCAUGUCUGGAUCAACAGAGCGUCUUCCGAACAGAGAAAACUCAAAGAUUAAGUGAAGAAAUCACCUCCCAUCUCCUCAUCUUUCUGAAUAGCUUCAAGGCAAGGUUUUAGUCCAAAAACAGAUAGCUCAUUGAUUUUUCUGCUUCUCCUUUUCUUAUUUGAAGGCUCUUGAAACAGUCUAAAUGUCACCUUUGCUCUGA
Molecule: messenger RNA, 1836 nt
Organism: Ochotona princeps (American pika)
Lineage: Eukaryota; Metazoa; Chordata; Mammalia; Lagomorpha; Ochotonidae
Gene: KRT24
Product: keratin 24
Exons: 8
Coding region: 58-1635 (525 amino acids)
Molecular function (GO): structural molecule activity
Source: RefSeq, a predicted model, not a curated record